Dermatophagoides farinae (American house dust mite) is the source of this 1192-nucleotide messenger RNA. It is a transcript of the gene dbe, whose product is annotated as KRR1 small subunit processome component homolog dbe. Gene Ontology annotation, cellular component: nucleolus; small-subunit processome. NCBI's taxonomy places the organism in Eukaryota, Metazoa, Arthropoda, Arachnida, Sarcoptiformes, Pyroglyphidae. Gene Ontology annotation, molecular function: RNA binding. The record is from RefSeq and is a predicted model, not a curated record.
AAAUUUCUCGAUUUUUCCCGUUUUAUUUUUUUUUUUUUUUGCUGAACAUUCGAGCAAAAUAUUUUUUUUUCCAACAUUCACAUCCUAAAUAAACAUGGCUGAUGAUGAUGAAAGGAUUGUGGAUAAUCCAUGGAGAAUGGAGAUACCGAAAUUUCAUCCAGAAGAUAAUCCACAUGGCAUUCUUGUUGAAAGUGCAUUUGCAACAUUAUUUCCAAAAUAUCGUGAAAAAUAUCUAAAAGAAUGUUGGCCAUUAGUGCAGAAAACAUUAGCCGAAUAUUUUAUAAAAGCUGAAUUAGAUCUUUUAGAAGGUAGUAUGACAGUGGCAACAACAAGAAAAACAUGGGAUCCAUACAUAAUAAUCAAAGCAAAAGAUAUGAUAAAAUUAUUGGCACGUUCAGUACCAUAUGAACAAGCGAUAAAAAUACUUGACGAUGAAAAUGCAUCGGAUAUAAUUAAAAUUGGUGAUUUAGUACGAAAAAAAGAAAGUUUUAUACGUCGAAGACAACGUUUACUUGGACCAAAUGGUUCCACAUUGAAAGCUAUCGAAUUGUUGACCAAUUGUUAUGUACUUGUACAAGGUAAUACAGUUUCCGCCAUUGGACCACAUAAAGGUCUACAACAGGUACGAAGAAUCGUCGAAGAUACAAUGAAAAAUAUUCAUCCAAUCUAUAAUAUCAAAGCAUUAAUGAUCAAACGUGAAUUGGCUAAAGAUCCAAAACUUCGUAAUGAAAAUUGGGAUCGUUUUCUACCGAAAUAUAAAGCUAAAAAUCUAUCCAAACGUAAACGACCGAAAAUUGUGAAUAAAAAACAAGAAUAUACACCAUUUCCACCGCCACAAACUGAAAGUAAAAUUGAUAAACAACUUGCAACGGGUGAAUAUUUUAAUUUAUCUAAAAAACCUCGAAAUCGUAAAGAAAAUAAUCCAGAAGAAACAAAACGUCGACAAAAAGAAAAACGUGAACGAGCAUUUGUUCCUCCAUCGGAACCGGAUUUCAAAUGAAAUGAAUCAACCAACAAUUCUACUAUCGGAAGCGGAUUUUUUUUUGAUAGCAAAAAAAAAAAAUGUCAAAACAAAGAUCAUGGUCAUUUUCAUUGGAUUCUUUGUUCUUUUCAUUUUGUUUGUUUGUUUUUUUUUUUCGUAUUCUUUGUCAUUAAUCUGAAUGCAAUUAAAACUGGUAAUAAUGAUGGUUGU